GAUUUUUUUUUAAAUGAACAUUUUACUAUUUUUAGUUACAGAAAAAAUUUAGAAGUUAUUUAAUAUGGAUUUUUAAUACUUAACAACAGUUCAUCUUUUUCGCUCACUUUGUUGAACAGUAAGAAUACUGUUGAAUAAUACUGUAAUGUUUUUUUAGCCAUCAUUGAAUGGGUAACAGACUAACAGUAAAUAAAGGUUAAAAAGGGCAUUACUCACAUGUCACAUCAUGUCCCUUUUUCCCCAACCCUACUAUAUAUCUAACCAAUACAGUUUUGGUGUAGGCCUUUUGGUUUGACAUAUCUGGGAUAUUUUCAUUUGUGCCAAGUUCAAAUGGCCUCUGCUUAAAAUUAAAUUUAAAACAUGGCCACAUUUUACUUCUUAGUUCUUCCUAAUAAUUUUACUAAAAAAAAUUAUGAAACAGGUGGUAGAGAAACAACUACCAAAAUUCAUCGCUCUGCAUUGUCAAGAGAUUGGAGGAAAAGAAUACAAAUCAUCUUUACAGCCUGUUAAAGAUUUUUUUAAUAAGCUAAUGGAUUGUAAAGCAUUGGUUAAGUUUUCAACUGUGAGAGGAUAUUUGGAUGGAGACUUUAAUCACGUAGACCAGUAUACAGCUUUGGGAAACUUUUACUUUGUUCAUGAAUCUGCAAAGGAUGUUUUCCUCUUUAAUUACACAGAUAAGGCAUUCACAUCUGUUUCGGGAAAACAAAUUUUCUCCAAGGAUCUUGCAGAAGUUCCAAAUAUUCGUAAGGAAAAGUUUCAACAAAAUUUUUUUCCGGGGUGCCGUUGGUCAAGGAAGGGUUACAGCAGAGUUCGAUGGAAGAUUUAUGAAAAGGAGGUUGAGUUUGUGAACAUUCAUCUGUUCCAUGAUGAUAGCAACUUGGUUUCUAUUAAAAGUAGCCCGUCUCCUUACACUGCAUAUCGUAAAAGAGCGCUUAACUUUGUCACACAAAGGUUAAAAGAGGAUCAGUUUAAUGAGAGCAAACUUCUUUUCAUAUGCGGGGACUUCAACUUUCGGCUGGACUUAAAAGCAUUGGUUCAGAAAAUAUGUCCAACAUCCUGCCAACAAGUAGUGCGUGCUCCAAGUGAUGAUGAAAUAAUUCGUGUAUUGUUUCGCGACAAGCAAUGUGAAACAAUAAAUGGAGAAGAGCAUAAAGAGCCCGAUGUUUUGGUAAAAAUUGAAAAGAAAUUAUUUGAAGUUAAACAAACUUUGUUGAGAGAAAAGUUUGAAUAUCAAUAUUUGAAAUCUUUUGAUUCUGAACUGAGUGACACAGGUUUGGAGUGGAAAGAACAUGAAAUUACAUUCCCACCUACCUAUCCUUUCUCUGAAAAUAUUGCUGACUGUGAGGAUUACAUGCGAACUCGUUGCCCAGCAUGGUGCGACAGGAUUCUCUUGUCACAAACUUUAUGGGAAUGGCUGCAUCAUGAUAAAGCUAAUGUUUAUUACAACACAAUUGGUAGCGAUGUUUGUAUGGGGGAUCAUAAACCAGUGUAUCUAGCUUUCACUGCAAAGCAUGAUCUGCCAAAACAAUCUAACGAAACAAAUAACAGGCAACAAUCAGUAGAAACAAACGAAGAGUGAUGUCAUAGUCACGGUACAAUGACUUCAAUUGUGGUACUGCUGAGAAAGUUAACACACUAGAUUGAUUGUUCUAUAGUGCAAUAAUAAGUUGCAAUGAUUAUUACUACAUUACAAGCAUUCCUAGCCAAUUGUAUUGCACUUCGCUGGUGUUUCUAUAUUCUAGUGUGUAAGUUUCUACUGCGCUUCUAUUGCAUGGACUGAACACUUUACAUUUAAUCAAGUUUUAUGUUUUCAGGUUUUUAACUUUUGAAAUUUUACGUUUUAUGCCAGAUUAAAUUUUUGAUUGUCGGUCCAUAAGGACUGUUAAACUGUUUUAUUACAACCAUAUUGUACCUUCACACACAGUACUUGCUGGUUUUACCCAAUUAGUUUGUAAUAGGUUGUAAAGGUCUCAAUUUUUCGUCACUCGGAUGUAGGCCUACAUGAUAAAACUAAUCGUAUUUAUUCCUUUAUAUUGUGAACACAUUUACAAAAAUGUUCGUUAAUAAAGUAUACGUGUAGGCA
Molecule: messenger RNA, 2083 nt
Organism: Ciona intestinalis (vase tunicate)
Lineage: Eukaryota; Metazoa; Chordata; Ascidiacea; Phlebobranchia; Cionidae
Source: RefSeq, a predicted model, not a curated record